AUGGGAAAUUGCUUGGUGCUACAACAAAUUAAUGUGAUGAAGAUCAUGAAAACCGAUGGAAAAGUUCUUGAAUACAAAACACCAAUCAAAGUUGAAGAGGUUUUGCCACUUCCACCACCAGCAUCACCUAAAGAGGUCAAGAAGGUGAGGUUUGCAAAUCCAGAAGUCCAAGAUGUACAUAAAAGUAGUGUUGUUAGGAUUAAGCUUGUUAUUAGUAAGCAAAAAUUACAAGAUAUGUUGGAUAAUGGAGGGAUUUCAGUUGACAAGAUGUUAUCUCUUGCUCAUGGUGAAAAAGGUGAAAAAGGAAUGGACGAUGAUGAUUCUCUAGGAGAGUGGAAACCAGUAUUGAAAAGCAUACCUGAAGUAAUCUAG
This is a messenger RNA of Vicia faba (fava bean), 372 nucleotides long. The record is from the annotation of a GenBank genome assembly. Lineage: Eukaryota; Viridiplantae; Streptophyta; Magnoliopsida; Fabales; Fabaceae.